Molecule: messenger RNA, 5871 nt
Organism: Microplitis demolitor
Lineage: Eukaryota; Metazoa; Arthropoda; Insecta; Hymenoptera; Braconidae
Product: arginine-glutamic acid dipeptide repeats protein
Exons: 6
Coding region: 461-5029 (1522 amino acids)
Cellular component (GO): nucleus
Molecular function (GO): transcription corepressor activity
Source: RefSeq, a predicted model, not a curated record
GGCGUUUGGGUGUUGUGGCUGUUGUUGAAUUUAUUUUUACCUCCGGGGUUACGCUACCAACAAAUUAUUCACUUAAUUACUAUAAACAAUUACGAGUUUAUUUAUAUAUUUACAAUUAUAUCUAAUAAUAUCAGUGUUUUUUUUUUUUUUGACUUAUUGGUUAUAUUUUUAAUCAAAGUGUUUCUCCAAGUGGAUAUUAUUUUUCUCAAUGAAACAAAAAAAUAAAAGAGACGGAGUAACAAUGCGAGAUUAUCGUUAAUAUACCGAAAUAUAUAUACAUAUAUAUAUUAAUUUAUAGGAUUAUUCGGUAAAAGAGAGGGCUAAGAGUCAGUGAGAGAGUGAGGGCGAGAGAGAGGGGGAUUUAAAGAGAGCGAGAGAAGGGGCGAGAAAAAAACCGGAAGAGAUCGAAACCCAGUCGAUAACACUGGAGAAAGACGGUGGAGCUUCGGAGGAGGGGGAGAUGUCCGCUGGCACCCAGGGCGAGAUUCGGGUCGGUCCAUCGCACCAGGAAUUGGUUUCUUGUCAGGCCCGUUUGCCUGAUUUCCGGCGGGGUGUGCCAUCAGCAGACCUACCAUCAGAUCAUCCAGAUCACACAAAACAUCGAGAAGAAUUAAGAUGGAGGCCAACGUCACUGGACGGCGAUCUGCUCAUGUAUCUAAGAGCAGCACGUUCAAUGGCUGCAUUUGCUGGUAUGUGUGAUGGAGGUUCACCAGAUGAUGGUUGCGUCGCAGCAUCCCGAGACGACACGACUAUCAACGCACUCGAUAUAUUACACGACUCUGGAUAUGAUCCAGGACGAGCACUUCAAGCUCUUGUCAAGUGUCCAGUCCCCAAAGGCAUCGAUAAAAAAUGGUCCGAGGAAGAAACUAAACGAUUUGUCAAAGGUCUCCGUCAAUUUGGCAAAAAUUUUUCACGUAUACGUAAAGAUUUAUUACCCCACAAAGACACACCAGAAUUGGUUGAAUAUUAUUAUUUAUGGAAAAAAACACCAGGUGCAAAUAAUAAUCGUCCCCAUAGACGUAGACGUCAAGGUUCAUUACGACGUAUACGAAAUACACGUAACUCACGUGCGGGUACUCCUAAAGAGGAGACACCCACUGUUCAAACUAAAGAAAAUAAUACACCAGCAAACACGACGAGCGCUAAGGAAGCAACUACCGAGCCGGAAACACCGUCUGUCGGUGCUUCGGCAAGUAGUAAUAACAAUAAUAGUACAAGUACUAAUAAUAAUAAUAACAAUAGUAAUAAUAAUAAUCCGGGCGGUGAAGUUAGUUCUGUGACAGAGGACGAUAAUUCGGAGGAAGACAGUGAUUCGCGUGAUACAAAUACCAACGGUUCGGCAUUUGAACGAUCUUGUCAGCAUUGUUUUUCAACAACAUCUAAAGAUUAUCAGAUUGCUGGUAAAGAUAGACUAUUACUUUGUCUGGAAUGUCGAUCACACUUGAAAAAAACAGGAGAAUUACCUCCAGCACCGCCUUAUCUAUUUCGACCUGUACCUGCAGAAUCACCGGACAGUCCCGGUAGAAUGCGGACACGUAAUAAAGCUAAAGAAACACCACGUCCAGCACGACCACGUAGAACUGGAGGUACUGAUACUCCGGAUCAAGAAAAACAACAGCAGCAGCAACAGCAACAACAACAGCAAAAUCAACAGACACCUGACAAGAAAAAGAAGUCGACGAAAUCAGAGACGCCGAAGAAAACACAAAAGAGGCCGCAAAUUGAUGAAAACGACGAAGAUAAAGAUUCACAAAAACGCAAACGUGCUGAAAGUCCAUCGGAAUCUCUGACGACUGACUCAAACUCGCUGAUGGAUGAACCAGAGCGUGAAAACGAAGUUGAUUCCAAUGAGAAUCAACCGUCCUCAAAUGUACCGGUUGUUAAUGAAGAUCCUUUCUCACCAGAAACAACACCUGAAGAAUCCUCAGAAACUACGCCGGUAUCUACACCUAUUCCUCCGCCGGUAAUAACGAAUUUACCUAUAAAUGUUCCUGUUAUUCAUGUGCUAGAGAAAAAACCAGUCAUUGAAGAGUCACCACCUGAAAUUAAAACAGAACCUGAAGACUUGAUGAAUCAACAACAGCAGCAGCAGAUGCAACAGCAUCAACAACAACAACAGCAGCAGCAACAACAACAGCAACUGCAACCAGUCCCAUUGAAACUAGAACCACUUCCAACAGAGGCUGAAAUGUCUCCAGUAAAUGAGGAAAUAAAAUCGGAACCUGAUUUGCAGCCUCAAAAUUUAAAUAUUAAUCAACAACAUCAACAACAACAACAGCAGCAACAACAACAACAGCAGCAACAACAACAACAGCAACAACAACAACAACAGCAUCAGCAACAACAACAACAUCAGCAACAACAACAGCAGAUGCAGCCGCAACCGAUGAUAAAUGAUUUAAGUCAAAAUAUGCCAAGAAAUUUAUCACAACCAAUGAGCAAUCCAAUAAUUAUUCCUCAAAGUAUACCUACGGCAUUGCCACCACCACCACCAACUCAAUUACCACCUCAACCUCCUCAGGGUCUUCCUCUUAAUAUGCAAUACUCAGGUAGUAUACAAGCCGCUCAAACGGUACCACAAAAUCUCUCGCAAAAUAUAUCGAUACCACAAAAUAUUCCACAACCGAUAGCUCAAAGUUUAGCGGCAUCGCGUGAUAUGAUCCAACCACCAAUGACGAAUCAUGCAGAACCACAGCCUUUGGCUCAGAGUAUACCCGUACCACCGUUGAAUUUAAAUAUACCGCAAAAUUUAUCUCAAAUGUCACAAAUGCCGCCUUCGCCACAACCACUUGGUCUUACGGUAAUGCCUACGGAUAAUCGAAUCAAUGAACGACUCAAUGAUGACAGGAUACCAGAACGUAAAUUAUUUGAUCGUAUAGCUGAUAGAUUACCUGAGAGAAUGGAAAAUAAUGACCAUCAUCAUCAUCAUCACCAUCAUCAACAACAACAAGAUCACCAAGAUCGUCCGCCACCGGAACCGGUCAAUCUUUUCCAGCCAAUUCAACCGCCACCGCCGAUGAUUAACGAAAAACCACCAGCAAUUUACAGUCUUGCCACAACACCGCCAAUGGAACCGCAGAACUUAAAAAUAAAACAAGAAAUCAUUCAUCCAGAGCCGGAUCCUCUCCAGAGUCUUAAAGAAGUAAAAGUUCCUGGAUUCCAAGGCGGUUUUCCAGGUCCGAGCUUAGAUAAUAUUAAGAAAGAUCCAGAUGCGAGUAAACCUCCAACGCCGAGUAAACACUCGAGCCAACAGCCUCUGGCUCAACAGCAGCAGCAACAGCAACAGCAGCAACAACCUGUACCAAUACAACAGUCAAUAGCAGCAUCUCCAACACCACUACCUCCACCUACGUCAAUUCCCCAGCCUGUAAUGCACCCAAGUCAACAACCAAGUCCCCACAUGGCUCAUCCGUUCCAUCCUCACCAUCCAUUGAUGCAUCAUUCGCUAUUUGCCGCAAUGCAUCCUUAUCAUGCUCAUGCUUACCCGGGUUACCCACCAGUAAGUGGUUACCCAUCGUUUCCUCCUUACCCUUACGGACCACCAGUUCCUCAUGCCAUUCCUCCGCCAUCUCCACAACGUAGCCAAGAAAGUACGACAAUGAUGACUGCCCAUCACUCGAGUUCGAGCUCUAGUGUAACCACGCGUGAGGAAGGCGAAAAUCUGAUAGCAACUCAUCAUCAUUCUUCGUCCAGUCAUCAUCAAGCUGCUACGCUGCAUCACGAUAAAUUACUCAGUAUUUCAUCGCAUUCGUCGCACAGUCAUUCAUCAUCGCACAGCAGCUCACAGCACAAUAGUCAACGUAAACAGCAGCAACCACCACCUCAAAUGGUACAGCAACAAGGAUGUUUGACGCCAUCAAGUGCAAUGCAUCAUCAUCAUCGUGGGCCACCGUCAUCUGUACCACCCAGCAUACAGCAACCACCAAUUAUUGAACCUAAAGUUGAAGAAAUGAUGGAACCAGAGCCAGAAGAAUCACCAAGUCCACGUGGUCCGUCACCCGAACCGCGUAUCGAAGAUUCCGAGUGUCAUCGUUCACAGUCAGCGAUAUUUUUACGUCACUGGAAUCGCGGUGAAAAUAACAGCUGUACUCGUACAGAUCUUAUGUUUAAACCAGUGCCUGAUUCUAAAUUAGCACGUAAGCGGGAAGAACGUUCACGUAAACAAGCAGAACGUGAACGCGAAGAACGUGAUCGUGCUGCUCAGCAAGCCCGUAAAAUGUCAACGCCUGAAAAACAACCUGAAGUUUGUAAACCACCGAGUCGUGGACCAAUGGAACCAGUUGUGUCACCUUACGACAGGUACGCAGCGACGCGUCCAAGUUCAUACACAGACACACCGGCAUUGAGGCAACUAUCGGAAUACGCGCGUCCUCAUGCUGGUUACUCGCCAGCUCGACAUCCUGGACCACCAGAUCCAAUGUUACACUACAUGUACGCACCUGGUGCACGUGAAAGGCUUGAACUUGAACAUAUGGAGCGCGAAAAGCGUGAGCGAGAGAUUAGAGAAUUAAGGGAACGUGAACUGAAUGAUAGAUUGAAAGAGGAAUUGAUGAAAGGAACGCCUAGACCUAUGCCAGCACCUGUUGAUCCCCAUUGGCUUGAAAUACACAGGAGAUACGCUGCUGCAGGACUAGCCCCUGGACCUUCCGGACCACCUCAGAGUCUUCAGCAUCUUGGGUUCUACGGUGCGCCACCUGGUCCGAGUCAGCUAGACCGCGAACGUAUGGAACGACUAGCGGCGGCUGGUGCUAAUUACCCACGACCAGGAAUGAUGCAACGUGACCCAACACUUGGAUUACAUCCAGCGGAAUUAUUAUCACGACCUUAUGCUGAUAUUGCAGCGGCGGCACAUCAUGAACAACUACAACGUCACUUGAUGAUGGAACGCGAACGCGGAUAUCCUCCAAGUCAUGCGUCUUUAGUUGCUCAUCAUGAAGAAUACUUAAGAAAUUUUUAUUAUAGACAACAACGUGAACGUGAGUUAAAAGUUCGUGCAUUAGAAGAAGCAGCUCGUGGAUCACGACAAUGAAAUAAUUAUUUUAGUUAAAAUAUAUUUAUAUAAAUAACAAUUUAAAUAAUUUAUAUUAUGAUUAUUAUAUUGAUAAAAAUAGCAAUUAUUUAAGUAAUUCGUCCUGGAAUACUAGUAUGAAUUUUUAUUUGUUUUUUAUUAUUUAGUUAACUCAAUUUAUUAAUUAAUGCAUUAAUAAUAGAAAUAGGAAUGAUUAAUGAUAAUUAUUAACCAUAAUUAUAUUUUUUUCUAAGUAAUUAUUUUUAAAUAAUUAAUAAUACAUUUUUUAAUAAGUUUUUUUUUUACGUUUUUUUUGUUUGAAUAAAAAAAUGUUUUAUUCCAGGACGAAGAAAGUGCGAAUUUUAAUUACAUGAGUUACUUUUUUUUUCUUGAGGAAAAAAUGAAAUAAAAAAUUUGACUAUUUACUUAUAAAUAUAAAUAUAAAUUUUAGUAUAUAUUUAUAUAUACAUAUAUAAAUAUAUGAAUAUAAAUAAAUAUAUAUUGAACGUUUCAUUGGCUAAAACAAACUAUUUUUAGUUUAUGAAACGUUGUGUAAUAUUGUCCAUUGUAAAUACGGAGAAAAAAAAUAAUGAAAUGAAAGAAAAAAAAAAUAAACGAGAUCGCGGAAGAAAGAGAAAGAAAAUAAAUAGAAUUUCAUAGAUAAAAAAAAGUAAAUAAAUAAAUAAAACAAAUAAAAACUUUUUUAAAUAAAUUAAUUAGUAUAAAUAAUAGUAUUUUUUUUAUGUCAUUUUUAAGUGUAGAAAAAUUUUAACUUUUAUGGCAAUUAAAAAUAAAUUAUUAAUAAUUACAAUAAACAUAAAAAAAAUAUUAACGUAAGAUAAUAAAAAUAGUAUUGAAUUUAA